AAAUUAUCUAAAGGCAAAAGCUUUACCCAACAUUUGGAGUUUGCUUUUUUGAUCAUUUGGCUUCUAGGUUUAGUAUUAGUUACAUGGUGGCUUUAGUGAACUUUUUAAAAAAGCUUUCCUCUUCUACCCACACAGUCUUAUUUGAGUCCCUUAGUCAGUCAGCAAGCAUGUUUGGAACAGUCCCCGGUGCUUUGCAAGGGUUCAGAUUGCAGAACAGUCACAUAUGGGUAUUUGUAGUUAUAAAUACUUGACCAUUCUCCAGGGGUGGGGUUUCCAACUCUUUAAACAACCCUGUUGCCUGUUAUCAAGCUGACUUUUUGCUCCAAGUGCCAGAAUUGAUUGUGGUUAGGACAUCUUACGCUGAGAAAUAAAUAAAAUGGAACAUAAUGGGUCUGCUUCAAAUGCUGAUAAAAUCCACCAGAAUCGCCUGUCGAGUGUUACAGAAGAUGAAGACCAAGACGCUGCUCUUACCAUUGUGACUGUGCUGGACAAAGUAGCCUCCAUCGUGGACAGUGUGCAGGCAAGCCAGAAGAGAAUAGAAGAGAGACACAGGGAAAUGGAAAAUGCCAUAAAAUCCGUCCAGAUUGACCUGUUGAAGCUUUCACAGUCACAUAGCAAUACAGGGCAUAUCAUUAACAAGUUGUUUGAGAAAACCCGAAAAGUUAGUGCUCACAUUAAAGAUGUGAAAGCCCGGGUGGAGAAGCAACAAAUUCAUGUUAAAAAAGUUGAAGUCAAGCAAGAGGAAAUAAUGAAGAAAAACAAAUUCCGCGUGGUAAUAUUCCAGGAGAAGUUUCGGUGUCCGACAUCCCUGUCUGUUGUUAAAGACAGAAACCUAACUGAGAACCAAGAAGAGGAUGAUGAUGAUGUCUUUGAUCCCCCAGUAGAUCUGUCUUCGGAUGAAGAAUAUUAUGUUGAAGAAAGCAGAUCUGCCAGGCUUAGGAAGUCAGGCAAGGAGCGCAUUGAUAAUAUCAAGAAGGCAUUUUCCAAAGAAAACAUGCAGAAGACACGGCAGAAUCUUGACAAGAAAGUGAACAGAAUUAGAACUAGAAUAGUGACCCCGGAGAGGAGAGAGAGGCUAAGGCAGUCAGGAGAGAGGCUGAGACAGUCAGGGGAGAGGCUGAGACAGUCAGGGGAGAGGUUUAAGAAAUCUAUUUCUAAUGCAGCUCCCUCAAAGGAAGCUUUUAAGAUGCGCAGCCUCAGGAAAGGUAAGGACCGAACAGUGGCUGAAGGUGAGGAAUGUGCCAGGGAGAUGGGCGUGGACAUCACUGCCAGGAGCGAGUCUCUGGGCCCCAUCAGUGAGCUCUACUCUGAUGAGCUCAGUGAACCAGAACACGAGGCAGCCAGGCCGGUGUAUCCUCCCCAUGAAGGAAGGGAAAUCCCCACCCCCGAGCCUUUAAAAGUUACUUUUAAAUCUCAGGUGAAAGUAGAGGAUGAUGAAUCUCUUUUGUUAGAUUUAAAGCACUCAUCGUAAAGAGGAAUUAAGUAUAUCCUAAAUAUGAAUCUCCUAAUCAUGCAGUUUUAGUUUGAAUAGUGUAGUCAUCUACAUUUCUGUGCCAUGUAGGAAAACAUAAAUGUAUGUUUUUUUCUUAUAUUUAAAAUCUUGAAGAUAAUAUAAAUAUUAUUGUCACUCUUUCUCA
Gorilla gorilla gorilla (western lowland gorilla) is the source of this 1637-nucleotide messenger RNA. It is a transcript of the gene CAVIN4, whose product is annotated as caveolae associated protein 4. Gene Ontology annotation, cellular component: cytoplasm; caveola. Lineage: Eukaryota; Metazoa; Chordata; Mammalia; Primates; Hominidae. The transcript is spliced from 2 exons. The record is from RefSeq and is a predicted model, not a curated record. Gene Ontology annotation, biological process: regulation of gene expression. The coding region runs from base 377 to 1471 and encodes 364 amino acids.